UUGUAUUCAGUAAUGAACCCUGCUUGAAACAUCACUUUAGAGCGGUGCGAAACGCUGUUCCACGAAGUAACAUUUAACAGGGCUCCAAUGCAACGUUAGGGUUUAAGAUUCUGUGGAAGCAUAAAUGAUUUGAGGCGAACUGAGCAAGGUUGCAGAAAAGAGCCGCUUACUCCCCUGGCGAAUGGUAUCGCCCUGGCGUUCUGCUGUUAGAUGACUGGCUACUCUCUGUCGCUGAGUGCAAUUACAGGCUCCCUCGAACAAAAAAAGACAGGAGCAGAAUUUCCAUUCAGUGCGUCCCGGAGUGCGUUUGUUGCAGGAGGGAAUCUGGAUCCGCUUAGAAUGAGCAUGGCUAAAGGCAGGCGCCGCAACAACCAGAGAUAUAUCAAUAUGGCCGGUGAACCCAAGCCUUACAGGCCCAAAUCUGGUACCAAGAGGCCUUUGUGUGCCCUGUAUGGGAGUGGUUAUGAUUUCGACUACGAUUAUUACAGAGAUGAUUUCUACAGUCGGAUGUUUGAUUACCACGGCCGCAUACCUCCACCUCCCCGCGCCGUCAUACCGAUCAAACGCCCGCGUAUCGCCAUACCCGUCACACGCAGAGGCAAGGGUGGUUUCCCCAUGAAAGGAGGUCCACGAUCUACGAUCACAGGGACAGCAUCCGUGGGACCAAAAUUGAAAUCAGACGAGCUGCAGACAAUCAAGAAGGAACUGACCCAAAUCAAAAACAAAAUUGACUUCUUACUGGGAAGACUGGAGAAGAUUGAGAAGCAACAAAAGGCAGAUGCCGAAUCACAGAAGAAGCAGCUGGAAGAAAACUCGGAGUCUGCACAUGAAGAAUCGAUAUCGGAGAAUGCAGAAACCUCCACAGAGGAACCAGUCGAAGGGGGCCCCGAUAUCGAUGCAGACGGGGAAGAGAUGACUGAUGGAAUUGAAGAAGAUUAUGAUGAGGUUGGCAGCAAUGAGAUGGUAUGAUCUGAACGGGCUGACACGUAGUAUGAUGUGAUUCUUCUUGCAAGACUGCGUGACUAGUUCUAAAAAUAAGUCCAUUUAAUAUCCCAUUGUUGAGAGCCAUGCCCGAAUAUCUUGAAGCAGAAGGCCCAUGUGAUUGUCAUUGUGUGAAUGCGGCAUUUGCAUUAUGAUACAUGUAUUGAACAAUAUUUUUGAUGUGGUCAGAUCAUUAAUAUCUUAUUAGCCUUUUUUUUUUAUUUAAAUUAAAUGUCGCCAUUCUUUAGGUAGUUUUCAAACGGACUACAUUGCUGGAAGCAUCAGCAAUUCGGUCUUUUGAAAGCUGCACUGAAAUUGCAGUAUUUUCAACCAGGGUAAGUUAGAAACAGUCUAUUCCACACGGUUGGAAGGUUUAUUUUCUGGUGGUUUUACAAUAGUUGAAAGAAUACAGGCCCACCGCCGAUUUUCCGACACCCUUUGUUCCAGAGCCUUGCCACGUAAUAAUAAUUUAACAAUACACCUCUGACCCACUAAUUAUCCCCCUUCCCAUGUCUCUUACGCACCAUGGACUGCUAACUUAAAUAAAACAAAUGUUACAUGUAAAUUAAAUGUGAGUGAUGAAAUACAUGGGCUAAACUAAACUAAACAUUGUGUUCUAUGAAUACCCCACCUACCAUAAAAGAUAAAGCUGACUUACAUUGUAUUCUGUCUUUGAGGAAACCUUCCCCUCGUGUUUAGAUGAUUCAUUCAAAUGACACACAGUUAGCCCAUGAUUAACAGGUGGAAUAUAGUUUACAGUUUAUGCAGCACGGUGGGGCAGCGGUAGAGUUGCUGCCUUCCAGCGCCAAAGACCCGGGUUCGAUCCCGACUACAGGUGCUGUCUGUACAUUCUCCCUGUGACCUACGUGGGUUUUCUCCGGGAGCCCCAGUUUCCACCCACACUCCGAAGAGGGGUACAGGUUUGUAGGUUAAUUGGCUUCGGUAAAAUUGUAAAUUGUAAUCGGCGCGGACUCGAUGGGCCGAAGGGCCUGCUUCUGUGCUGGAUCUCUAAAGUAAACUAAACAUUAGUACAGGAUGUAUAAAUGAUGCAGGUUUAUUAGUACAGUAUAAAUGAGAAAGGUUUAUUAUUUACUGAACUUACAAAGAAUGUUACUGUGGUACCGCUUCUUAAUUCUUAACUCUUCCGGGAUGAGCGUACGCCCCACGCAGUCGCGAGAAUUUCAAGUGCGCUCUGGUAGUUUUUUCUAGAUUAAAGGAGGUGCCGGAUCAGCAGUUGCUGGUAAAUCGGUGGUGGACCUGUAUAUUCUUUUAUAUUGAUUUGGAAUGUGUUUCUAAUAAAACCAAACGAGCCGUCCAAGGAGACUAGACGGAGGACUGCAAUGAAUGAGAAACGGAGGGAAAUGAAAGUACAGUCUACUUUCCCAAACAUUUCAGGUUUUUAAAAUCGGAUAUGGCCACCCUCGGAAGGUGCAAUUGAGACGGCAUUCGACCAGCUUUCGUCAAUUUACCAAUUAUAGUUUGAAAAGAAGGCAGAUUUAACGCACCACCUUUCCAAUUGCCGAUAAAUACCGUUCCCAGGCUACUACAGGACUCCGUUCCUGCCAACUGUUUGUAACCCGAAUAUUUCUCAAGUUAAAAUUGUGACUGUCCAGCAAUAUAUUUAAUCAAAAACAUCGGCAAACCAAGGAAAAUAGUUUAGGUGGGACAGUGGUACAGCUUGUACAGCUGCUACCUUACAGUGCCACUGAUCCAUGUUCGACCCAGACUCGGGUGCUGUCUGUGUGGAGUUUGCACGUUCUCCCUGUGACCAUGUGAGGUAUCCUCCGGGUGGAGAUAGACAAAAAUGCUGGAGAAACUCAGCGGGUGCGGCAGCAUCUAUGGAGCGAAGGAAAUAGGCGACGUUUCAGGUCGAGACCCUUCUUCCUCCGGGUGCUUCGGACUCCCCCCACACUCCAAAGACGUACAGGUUUGUAGGUUAAUUGGCUUGAUAUAAAUGUAAAUUGUCCCUAGUGUAUGUAGGAUAGCGUAAGUGUGUGGGGAUUGCUGGUCAGUGCGAACUCGGUGGGCCGAAGGGCCUGUUUCCAUGCAAUAUCUUUAAAUUAAAUUAAACUAAAUCCCGAAGACGUGCGGGUUUGGAGGUUAAUUGGCCCAUGUGUAUAGGGAGAGGAUGAGAAAGUGGGAUAACACGGUACUAAUGCAAGGGUGAUCGAAGGUCAGCAUGGACUCGAUGGGGCGAAGGGUCUGUUGCCAUGCUGAAGCUCUAAACUCAAACCACGCUAAACGUGACAGAGGAUGCCCACAGCAGCUGGGGAAUUCAACCUGUGCUGUCCCAAGCCAAGUGUUCAUUCAGAUGUAUGAGCUAAACGUACAUCAGGAGUUCUUGAUCUGGGAAGGGACCUGUGACUCUUAGACUGGGGAUGCCACCAGCAUCAAUGGGCCAUUAAUUGGAGCUCUGUGAAUGGCAGUCUCCAUGCACCAAGCUCCACUUGCCAACGUUCUCCUGUAUGCAUUGGCUUUGUCCACCAAUCUUCACUUCACACAGUGUGGCGUAAAAAUAAACAGUUAUGGUAUUACAAUGUUACAGCACUUAUCCUGGCUUACUCUGUACACUGCAAAUAUGUGCUGUUUUUUUUAAUGUUAUUUAAUAUUCCACAUCAUUCAUCAUUUUGAAAUUUGUAUAUAUUUAAGGAUGAUCAAUGUAUUUCUAAAGAGUAAUUAAAACUAAUGGCUACUUAA
Molecule: messenger RNA, 3678 nt
Organism: Amblyraja radiata (thorny skate)
Lineage: Eukaryota; Metazoa; Chordata; Chondrichthyes; Rajiformes; Rajidae
Gene: ralylb
Product: RALY RNA binding protein like b
Exons: 6
Coding region: 211-969 (252 amino acids)
Cellular component (GO): nucleus
Molecular function (GO): RNA binding
Source: RefSeq, a predicted model, not a curated record